Molecule: messenger RNA, 9372 nt
Organism: Astyanax mexicanus (Mexican tetra)
Lineage: Eukaryota; Metazoa; Chordata; Actinopteri; Characiformes; Acestrorhamphidae
Gene: alk
Product: ALK receptor tyrosine kinase
Exons: 29
Coding region: 738-6065 (1775 amino acids)
Biological process (GO): positive regulation of kinase activity; protein phosphorylation; regulation of neuron differentiation
Cellular component (GO): signaling receptor complex; membrane
Molecular function (GO): transmembrane receptor protein tyrosine kinase activity; protein binding; ATP binding
Source: RefSeq, a predicted model, not a curated record
CCCGAGCCGCCGCGCGCCCCUGCAGCAGCCCCCCUCCGCGCUCUCGCCCCUGCACGCGCUCUCAGCGCAUCCGCGCCGCUCUGGAUCUUUAUCUCACAGUUUGAGCAACCGGUGGGGAGAACCGCGACCACCGAGAGAGAGAGAGAGAGAGAGAGAGAGAGAGAGAGAGAGAAAGAGAGAGAGAUUGAGAGGAAACGUAGGGAGAGAGAGAAAGAGAAAGAGAGAGAGAGAGAGAGAGAGAGAGGGAGCGGAGUGCGACUUGCAGUGCUUGCAUCGUCUCUCCACCACCUUUUGCGUUGCGUGUGUAUAUGCGUGUGUCUGUCUGUCUAUGUGUGUUUCUGCUUGCGCACGAGCGAGCGAGCGAGUGAGUGUGUGCGCGUGUUAGUAUGAGUGUGUGUUACUCAGUGAACGAGUGUGUGUUCUUUUUUUUCCCUCCUCACACGCGCGCGCGCACACACAAGGAGGCUUUGAGCAGCCCGCGAGGAGGCGAGCAGCGCGGCAGCAUACCGAGCAGCAGCAGCAGCAUCAGCACCACCACCAGCAUCAUCUCCCACCAUCGCCACCUUCCACUGGUUCUGCUGCAAGAGCGAGGGGGCACUUUUUUGGUCACUGGGAAAUCUUUGCAAUGCACGCGGGGGGCAGUUGUUUGGCGGCCACAGCGCGUGCAUGAGCGAGCACGGGAGGUGGGGGGGAUAUAGAGAGAGAGAGUGAGAGAGAGCAUCGUCCAGGACACAAGCAUGGCCAAGGCGCUGUCCAAGGUGCUGCUCCUGCUCUCGUGCUCCGUGCUGAGCGUCGUGCCCGCGCUGGACGGCUGGGACAGCAGCAUCAGCAUCAGCAGCUUCAGCGGGGGCAUCAGGAGGGACCCGAGCCAGACGCUGCUCUCGCGCACGAAGCGGAAGAGCCUGUCGGUGGACUUCGCCGUGCCGUCGCUGCUGCGGCACUACAUGGCGCUGUUCUCCAAGCGGCCGCUCAGCCAGGAGCGCGACGCCGUGCGCAUCGCCGUGCGCGCCGGACUCCGGAUGCGCUGCGCGCCGCUGCAGAGGACCAUGGCCAGCCUGAUGGAGGGAGGGGAGUUGGGGGGCGACAUGGAAGGGGACAGGAGGAAGCAGGGCACGGGUUUGGGUUUGGGGUCGGGCUCGGGCCCCACAGUGCUCCAAGUGGGCCUCAGCAAAGCCAGCCGCAAGUCCAACCAGGUGGUGGUGGAGGUGGGGGAGGACAUGGUGCGGCAAGGAUGCGGGGGGCUGCGCUCCACCUCCACCGCCACUUUCCUCUACAUGGACCUGACCAGCGUGAUGGAGUGGUGGCUCGGGGCAGAGGGCGGGCGGCUGCGUGUGCGGCUGCUGCCCGAGAGGAAGGCGCAGGUCCCGGGCAGAGAGGAGCUUUACUCCGCCGCCAUCCGAGCCGCGGACGCGCGGCUGACCCUGCACAUGGAAAGCGGUCUGGCCUCGACCAAGAGUGCAGGACACGGCGAUGCCGCCCCCAGAUACUGGAACUUCACCUGGACUGCAGAGGACGAAGUCGGCUUCCCCAGCGAGAUGCCCCCGAGCUCAGGUUUGGAUUGCUCUUCUAAAGGAAAGUCCUGUGGCCUCGGCUCAGAAGGUUACCACCCAGAGUUUGCAUGGAGUAUAACAUCAGCAGAGGACUCCUGGGCAGAAGAUCAUGGAGGAAUGGAGACCACGGGAGGAAGUUCUCAAGGCUGGGAAGAAGGCCGCUUCCUGUCAGUGAAUGGCUCGGCUCUGGAGGGGCCGUGGGUGCUGAGUCCGUGGCUGCGUGCGCUCUAUUGGCCCUGUGAAUUGGAUGUGACGGUGUUUCUGCACCCCAGGCAGAAAGGACGCUACACAGUGUGGCUCAUCGAGAGAGACAAAGCGCCGCUGGCUCUGCUCACUACCGAACCGCCGCACAUCACGGGCUGGGCGGUGGUGCACCUCAGCCUGGGGUCCAGGGACAAGCCCUUCCGGAUCUCAUCCAGUUACGACCAGCCCGGAGAGCAGGAGACCGCCACCUACGACCCCCUCUUCAUCACCAACUGCACCAUGGAGACCUCUCGAAAUGUCACCCUGGAGGGCCGCUACCACUGCAGAGAGGGUCAAGAUAUCAGCCUGGGCCAGCUGUGUGACUUCACUCCUGAUUGUCCGCAGGGGGAUGACGAGGGCGAAGCGUGCCGUCAGUUCCUCAAUGGCAGCUACUGCUCUUUUGAAGACGGUGAUUGUGGAUGGCAGCUAGUGUCAGGCAGAAGUCCCUACAAGGUGGUCUAUCCCUUCCUACCCAAAGGGCUGCGGAGCACAUGUCCAUCAUCAGGAGCUGUUUUGGCUGUAGAAAGUCAAUCCAAAGGUCAACGGGGGUCAGUAGUCGUGCGGAGUCCACUCUUCCUCUACCCUCUGAGGAACGCUCCGUGCAUGGUCCAGUUCCAGGUGUGCGGGAACACGAGAGGUGCUCUGUCUCUCUGGAUCAUAGAGAACAGCACAGGACUUGAUGGCCAAAGAAGUCUAUGGAACUCUAGCAGCGAAGCCACGCUAGGCAAAGGCUGGAGGUUCAUCACGUUUCCUUUAUUUGGAUUGGUCGACUCGUUCUACCUCCAGUUCGUUGCAGACAUCUCUCCUGACUCCGACGCUGCAUUUGCGGUGGAUAAUUUCACUCUCAGCAUGAACUGCUUCCUCGCAACUAAUGGAGAAUUCCCUCCAGUGGUUCCAACAAGUCCAGCAGAAGGGAAGUUCAGACCCACGAGUCCAAUCAGGACCACCUCAACAGCAGGUGGAGGCUCAGGAGCUCUGUCCCUGCCGCCCACGCCAGCAGACUCCAUGAAAUGGUUUUUCCACCCUUGUGGGGCCUCAGGACCAGAAGGCCCUACCCCUUCUCAGUGUGCCAAUGCCUACCGUAACGCCAACGUGAACGUGACUGUGGGGACGAAAGGAGUGCUGAGGGGCAUUCAGAUGUGGAGGGUUCCAGAAACUGGAAUUUACAGGAUCACGGCUUACGGUGCGGCAGGUGGACGCAGUGUUCUGAGCACGCUCAGAUCGCAUGGCGUCUACAUCACAGCAGACUUCAAGCUGCUAAAAGACGAGGUGCUGUUCAUCCUUGUGGGACAGAAGGGAGAAGACGCGUGUCCCAGAGCUGCGGAGCCUCUGAGGCAGGUUUGUCUGGAUCAGAAAGGCCCUCCGAACAGCACCAGCAUGCUCAGAGGGGGAGCAGGAGGAGGAGGCGGGGCUACCUACAUUUUUAAGGUGGAGAACGGAGUGUAUGUUCCUCUGCUCAUCGCUGCUGGAGGUGGAGGUCGAGGCUACAGCAGUCACUCAGAGAACCAAGAGGAGGACGUGGAGCAUGACCCCAGCGUCCCCGGCCGCAACGGUAUUUCAGGAGCUGCUGGUGGUGGUGGAGGCUGGAACGACAGCGCUCCUAAAACUCAGGGUGGACGUCCGCUGGUUCUUGGAGGUCAGGGAGGAGAGCCGUGUGAUACUCAGGGCUGGAAGACCCACGGGGGCUUCGGGGGAGGUGGAGGAGCCUGUACCAGUGGAGGAGGAGGAGGAGGCUACAGAGGUGGCGGUGCUUCAGCAAACAAUGACCCUGAACAGGAUGGAGAGGAUGGAAUCUCUUUUAUUAGCCCUGAUGGAGAGAUAUUUAUGGAUGCACUCAAAGCCAUGGAGGGUGACGGUGAAGUGAUCAUUAACCCGGUACAGAACUGCAGUCACUGUGAGUCGGGAGAGUGCCGCGAGACGUUAGAGGGAACGGAGUGUUACUGUGAUGAAGGUCUUGUCUUGGCCAGUGAUGGAGUGCUCUGCCUCAACGCUACAGAGAUUUCUCUGCUGCAUCCGCCCUCUCUCUCUCACCUGGCUCUGGGGCUGUCUGUGGGCACCUCUGCACUCAUCGCCGCUCUGCUGCUGGCCGUGUCCGGAGUCAUGAUCAUGUACAGACGCAAGCACACCGAGCUGCAGUCCAUUCAGCUGGAGCUGCAGAGUCCAGACUGCAAGCUGAGUAAACUGAGAGCAUCCACCAUCAUGACCGAUUAUAACCCAAACUACUGCUUCGCUGGAAAGGCGGCAUCUGUGAACGACCUGAAGGAGGUUCCCCGCCGCAACAUCUCUCUGACCAGGGGUUUGGGGCAUGGAGCUUUUGGAGAGGUCUAUGAGGGUCUGGCAGUUGGAAUACCAGGUGAACCCAGUCCCAUGCAGGUAGCAGUGAAGACGCUCCCUGAAGUGUGUUCUGAGCAGGAUGAACUGGACUUUCUGAUGGAAGCUCUCAUAAUCAGUAAGUUCAGCCAUCAGAACAUAGUGCGGUGUAUAGGCGUGAGUUUACAGGCUCUGCCACGCUUCAUUCUGCUGGAGCUGAUGGCUGGAGGAGACCUCAAGAGCUUCCUUAGGGAGACGAGACCCAGACUGGAGCAUCCCUCCAGCCUCACCAUGGUGGACCUUCUCAAUAUAGCGAAAGACAUAGCACGUGGCUGCCAGUACCUAGAAGAGAACCAGUUCAUUCACAGGGACAUUGCAGCAAGAAAUUGCCUGCUCACCUGUAAAGGCCCUGGAAGAGUGGCCAAAAUCGGAGACUUUGGGAUGGCCAGAGACAUCUACAGAGCCAGUUACUACAGAAAAGGGGGUCGCGCCAUGCUGCCUGUGAAGUGGAUGCCUCCCGAGGCUUUCAUGGAAGGAAUUUUUACCUCCAAAACUGACACAUGGUCUUUCGGAGUGUUGCUGUGGGAGAUUUUCUCUCUGGGUUACAUGCCCUACCCCAGCCGCAGUAAUCAGGAGGUCCUUGAGUUUGUCACUAAUGGAGGCAGGAUGGACCCUCCACAGAACUGCCCUGGUCCAGUAUAUCGGAUAAUGACGCAGAGCUGGCAACACCAACCUGAAGACAGGCCAAACUUCUCCACCAUCCUUGAGAGAAUUGACUACUGUUUGCAGGAUCCAGACGUGGUGAACGUGCCACUGCCGGUGGAGUAUGGCCCCGUGCCCGAGGAGGAGGAGAGGGUACCCAUGCGUCCAGAGGAUCCCGCCGCUGCAUCUCUGCUCGUGGCCCCUCAGGGCGGGGAGGAGGCUGCAGCUUCCGCCCCCUCGUCCCGCUCUGAGGAAGCCAAGAGGGCUGCUGAGGCUCUGUUGAUGGGUGGCCACCUUGCUGAUGGCAAGCCUGGAGCUGGAGCUGUACCUGUACCUGGAGCUUUACCAGGACCUGGAGCUGCUACAUCUCAGCCCCACCCGCACCCGCAGGUGGCAUCAGUACCUGGGCAGCUGGCAUGCAACAAGACUACUGUUGUGCCCACCUCAUCCCAGGAUGGAGGCCACGUAAACCUGGGCUUCACUCAAGGCCACCCUGGUGAGAAGGAAAGCCGCAAUGGGAAGCCUACUAACCUUUGGAACCCUACUUAUGGAUCAUGGUUCCUCCAGCAGCAGCAGAAGCGACAGCAGGCUCAAGCUCAGGCUCAGGCUCAGGCUCAGGCUCAAGCCCAAGCUCAAGCUCAAGCCCAAGCUCAAGCUCAAGCUCAAGCUCAAGCCCAAGCCCAGGCUCAAGCUCAAGCUCAAAGGCAGGCCCAGCAGCGACUCCCAGCUGAAGGUCAGGAGCACUCGGGCAGGACUGUGACAGUGGCCGAGGCUCUGGGCCUGCAGCACCAGCACAAGCAGCAACAGCAGCAGUACCAGCAGCAGAUCCAGAUCCAGCACCAGCAGCAGCAACAGCAACAGCAGCAACAACAACAAGGCCUCUGCAGGCCUCUAUUACCCCCUCCUCCCCCACCUGCCCCCGCCCCCUUACUGCUGGAUUCAGCAGCCUUGCCUCCAGUCCCGCUCUACAGACUUCGCCGCUUCCCCUGCGGCAACAUCGGCUAUGGAUACCAGGAGCAAGGCCUGCCCCUGGAGCCCCCCAUGCCCCUGUCCAUGUCCGUACCGGGGCCGCAGGUCAUCGGUGGCCAGCCGCCACCCCCUCCCCCCGGCCAACACCCCCAGCUCCCCGGCCAGCAGAGACCGAUCUCGCUGGCUCGGCCCGGCGGCCCGGAGGACAGCCGCUCCCUGCUGGUGACCAUGGGGACAGUGCAGGACUCCAGACUCCCAAAAAUGGAAGGGCACAACGCCACAGUGCUUUAACCCCCUCUCCCUCAGUGCCCACUCGAGAAAACACUGUGCCAUCCUGUCUGUGCCCACCUCAGCUCACCGCCAUGCUUUUCAGCCACGGCAACGUUAACCCCCUCCCUCACUAUGAUGUCCGGGAUCGACCCUGACUGUUUUAUUAUCCUAUCGUCCUCAGCAGAGGCGCUCAGCGCUGGGGAAAGCUUUACAUGAAGCGAGGCGAGAUCAGCAUUCGGGGAAAAAAAAACACUUUACGUGAAGACUGCAGGACAUUUACUGUAUGUAACUUACUGUUACUAAGCUCAUGCUUAGUACCUGAGUGAAACCUUAACUGUGGAAUAGCAUCAUACGGUGAAACAAGGCUUCAGCAGCCAGAGUCAGAGAGAGCCAUAUAUUAAAUUGGCCUUGCUCACUUUACUAGUGCAUUACUAGUGCAUUGACUGCCUAGUAAUUCGUUAAUGGUGGCAGUUUCUAAAGAAGUAGUGGAUUACUUUUUUUUUUUUUUUUACAUAUCGAAGGAAGCAUGCACUUGUUCUUAGUGUCAGAAGCACUGCAAUUGAUUGACUGCAGGGAUUAGGUUAAUUGGCUCAAAUUAAAGCAAAGAAAUUAAACUGUAAAUCAAAAUAAAAGCCUUUUUAUUAUAAAUGGAAAUUAAAUGUUUCAACAAACAAACUAAAACAAGGAUAUUAAUCUAUAAGUCAAAAUAAAAGCCCACUUUUUAAUAACUGAAAAAAGGAGGCAAUUAAGUGGCCAUUUUUUCUUACCCUCUUCUCAGAGGCAGGUCAUAAUAUUUUUUAACUGUAACAUCCUGUCUCUUCAUUUUAGCAAAUCUUAUUUUGCAUUUGCAAUAUGCAAACUCUAAUAUGCUUUCAACCCAACAAAUACAAAGGUUAAAACAUGUUGAAAACAAACAGAGCACAAACAGACAUUAAGGCUUGUUCCAAUUCGCUGUGCAAUUAUGAAACUAUUAAGCGGUUAUUAAAAUGUCUGAGCUGAAAAUAAAGGCUUGUUUUAGAGAUGUGCUCAAAAUAAGCAGAAACGCUCUUCUACUCCUGUGGCCAUUCAGGUACAACACCAUUAAUAAACACUGAAGAGCUCACCACUUCAGCUUCAGAGUUAAAAAAAACAAAUAUUUCAGAGAAAAGGAGGCUAUAUUUUAUAUAAGGUCUAAAUAAUGCCCAUGGACACCUUUAACUGUUGAGGCGUAUUAUUAUUCAGGUCAAUAAUCAUAUGUUUAUUAUAUUAGAAUUACUACACAUUUCCCGAAAUUUUAUUUAACUAAUAUCUAAAGUAUAAUUGACAAGCAGCAAACAAGCAGCAUAAUUUCAGCAUAAUCUCAGUAAAGUAGAUGGCCUUCACAUUCUGUGAAAGGUUUGAAUGAAUAAAUAAAUAGAAAUUCUUUGGAAUUAAUUGGAAUAAAAGACAUUUUUUUAAAUUAAUACAAGCAAUAAAGGAAGUUUAAGGAAGAUUAAAACAGGAAUUUAGCAUCUACUGGCAUUUUUUCUUUUAAUAUUCCAAUAUCCAGUGAUGUUGGCCACUGUUAGACCAAUACUGAUACUGAUUAUCAUAUUGGUACAUCCCUGAAAUUAGUCAAAACUAAAUAUAUAAAUAAAUAAAGAGAAUAAAACUAUCAGAAUACACGUAUAAGUAUAUUUUUUCCCCUUACAUUUUAUUUUAAUACUAUGAUUUCGGCCAGUAUCAGACUGAUACUGAGUAACAGAUUGGCACACCCUUUGAAAUAUUAGGAAUAAAAUUAGAAAGUUGCUACAUUUAUUAGCAUCUUUUUCCCGAUAUUCAAUUCAGUAAUUUUGAACAGUAGUUGGUACACCCCUUAGAAUAUAUAAACAGGACCUCUAUCAAUAAACCUAUUAGCAUUCUUUUCAUUUAUUUAUUUUUUUACUUAACCAUUCCAGUGAUUUUGGCAAGUAUCAGAUCCAUACUGAUACUAAGUACUGGAUUGGCACACCCAUAGAAAUGCCUAGAAUUAUUAAAAAGCCCCCAAAAAAUAUUAAUAGGAAUAAAAGCCAUUUUUUAAAUUAAUGCAAUUAAAUAAUAAAGGGAGUUUUGAUUUCCUUACGUUAGUACAUAAAUCAAGAAAAAUUAAAAUAGCAAUUUAGCAUCUAUUAGCAUUUUCUUUCCCCUUCUGAUAUUUGAUCCAGUGAUUUUGGAUACUGUAAGACCAAUACGGAUACUGAUACUAAUUAUUUAAUUGGUACAUCCCUGCAAUUAGUAAAAAAAAUAAUAGAGUAAAGUUAUCAGAAUACAUCUAUAGGUAUUAUUUUACCUUUCAAUAUUUAAUACAAUGAUUUUGACCAGUGUCAGACAUUGAUACUGAGUAACAGAUUGGUACAUCCCUUGAAAUAUUAGGAAUAAAACUAGAAAGUUGACACGUUCGUUAGCACCUUUUUUCUCCUUAAUAUUUGAUCCAAUUUUUUUAACAGUAUUAAAUCAACAGUAACACUAAGCAUCUGAUUGGCACACCCAUAGAAAUUCCUACAAUUUUUAUAGAUAGAAUUAAUUGGAAUAAAAGCCAAUUCUUUUUUUUUUUUAUUCAAGUGAUAAAGGAAGUCUUAAUUUCCUCACAUCGGUAAAUAAAAAAAUAAAAAAAAGAUUGAGGGCACUGUUAGACCAAUACCGAUACUGAUUAUUGGAUUGGUACAUCCCUGGAAUAAGUAAAAUAAUAGAAUAUAGUUUAAAUACAUCUAGCAGUAUCAUUUUCUCCCUUCACAAUAAUCAAUACAAUACGUUUGGCCAGUAUCAGAUAUUGAUACUGAGUAACAGAUUGACACAUUCCUUGAAAUAUUAGGAAUAAAACUAGCUUCAUUAGCACCUUUUUUAUCUCUCAAUAUUUGAUACAGUUAUUUUAAACAGUACUAAAUCAACAGCAACACUAAGUAUCUGAUUGGCACACCCCUAAAAAUAUAUUAAAACAAAACAAACAAAAGAAAAAAAUCAGAAAUAAGAUUUUGGCCAGUAUCAGACCCAUACUGAUACUAAGGGCUGGAUUGGCACACCCAUAGAAAUGCCUAGAAAUAUUAAGUAGCUAAGCAAGCCAAGAAAAAUACAGUGAUUCUUUAGAAUUGAUUGGAAUAAAAGCCAUUUUUUGUUUUAAUUAAUGCAAGUAAUAAAGAACGUUUUUGUCUUGUGAUAAACGAUGAAGUUCCGCAGUGAUGGAACUUCCAAAAAACACACAUCAUAUGUUAAAUAUGCUGGUUCUCCGAGCAUACAGACAUAAAGAACCUGCAUAAUGAAAGAUAAUGUUCUGCAGUCUUCAUGUAGAGCAUUUCACAAAUUCGUAAAGCGUUACUCUAUUAAAGACUCGCUC